This is a messenger RNA of Eriocheir sinensis (Chinese mitten crab), 3564 nucleotides long. RefSeq names its product mitochondrial Rho GTPase-like (gene Miro). Gene Ontology annotation, molecular function: GTP binding; calcium ion binding; GTPase activity. The transcript has 17 exons. The record is from RefSeq and is a predicted model, not a curated record. Gene Ontology annotation, biological process: mitochondrion organization; small GTPase-mediated signal transduction. NCBI's taxonomy places the organism in Eukaryota, Metazoa, Arthropoda, Malacostraca, Decapoda, Varunidae. The coding region runs from base 228 to 2204 and encodes 658 amino acids. Gene Ontology annotation, cellular component: mitochondrial outer membrane.
AUGCAGGACAGGCCAUGGAGUCGCGUACCGUAGCAGGCAGGGAUCGACGCUCGGCCGGACUCGCGUGUCACCGGCAGGGCAUUGUGGGUGAAUAUCGACGUUUGGUUUCUGCUAUCAGCUGAUUCGAGGGAGCGUUGUUUACCUGCUGGGGACACUGGGGGCACACCGGCUCUUCUGCAUGACUACGAGAUAUUAGACACUCCGAGGGGCCCUCCUCAAAUGAAAAGAUGGGGGGAAGUCACAGACGAGGUGUAAGAAUCCUCCUUCUAGGGGAUGCAGGAGUAGGCAAGACCUCCCUCAUUCUCUCCCUUGUCUCUGAGGAGUUUCCAGAGCAGGUUCCUCCUCGAGCCGAGGAAAUAACAAUCCCUCCAGACGUGACGCCGGAGAAGGUGCCGACACACAUCGUUGAUUACUCUGAGCGGGAGCAGAGUGUUGAGCAGCUGCGUGCGGAGGUGAACCGUUCAGAUGUGAUCUGUGUGGUGUACAGCGUGGAGGAUGAAGACACGCUGGACCGCGUCACAGGCCACUGGCUGCCCCUCAUCAGGUCCACCCUGGGGCAGCACCACCACACUCCCAUCAUCCUGGUGGGCAACAAGGUGGACCUGGUGGACUACUCCACAAUGGAGAUUGUAUUACAAACAAUGAUGGAAUACCCAGAAAUUGAGACCUGUGUUGAGUGCUCUGCAAGAACCCUCAAGAACAUAUCUGAAAUGUUUUACUAUGCACAGAAGGCUGUUCUUCACCCCACAGCUCCACUGUAUGUCCUUGAGGAGAGAGAUCUCACAGAGAAGUGCAAGAAAGCAUUAAUCAGGAUAUUCAAAGUAUGUGAUACUGAUAAUGAUGGCCUGCUGAACGACCAGGAGCUGAAUGCCUUCCAGCGGCGGUGCUUCAAUGCUCCUCUCAAUCCCCAGGCAUUAGAAGAGCUGAAGACAGUGGUGAGAAGAAACGUCUCUGAUGGUGUCCAUGCUGACUCCCUCACACUGCGUGGCUUCCUCUUCCUCCACCGCCUCUUCAUCCAGCGUGGCCGCCACGAGACCACAUGGACUGUGCUGAGAAAAUUUGGCUACAACGACAACCUCCAGCUCUCCAAGGACUACCUCUUUCCCCCCCUACGAGUCCCACCAGGCUGCAGCACGGAGCUCAACCAUGCGGGCUACUCUUUCCUGAUGGGUCUCUUUGAGAAGUAUGAUAGAGACAAGGAUGAUGCCCUGAGUCCACAGGAGUUGAUUGACUUAUUCUCAACAUGUCCUGUGAUGCCCUGGGGCCCAGAUGUACUUAACUCUGUCCAUACCAAUGAGAAGGGCUGGAUCACCUUACAAGGCUUCUUAGCACAGUGGACUUUAUGGACACUAUUAGACAUUCAGAGGACACUGGAAUAUUUUGCUUACCUUGGUUACUGUGGAUCAGGAGAUGACAGUCAACUUUCAGCUAUCAUAGUAACACGUGAGAAAAGGCUGGACCUCCAGAAGAAGCAGACGAUGAGGAAUGUGUAUCAGUGUCAUGUUAUUGGUCCACAGGAUGCAGGCAAGACCACCUUCUGCCAAGGGCUCCUUGGCAGAUCUUUAGAGGAGACUCAGGAGAUUCCCAAUGACAGGCUGUCCAGACACACCAUCAGUACGCUACAGGUGUAUGGCCAAGAAAAGUACCUGGUCCUGCAUGACAUAGAUGUCCACAAUAUCACUGAUGCCCUCAUGCCCAGUGAAGUCCAGUGUGAUGUAGCCUGCUUAGUAUAUGAUGUCUCAAACCCAAAGUCUUUUGAAUAUGUUGCAAGAAUAUAUUUGAAAUACUUCAGUGACACUGCCAUACCAGUGUUGUUUGUGGCCAACAAGGGUGACAUGUCUGCAGUGCGUCAGGACUACAUCCAUCAGCCCACUUCCUUCUGUCACAAGCACAAAAUUCCUCCCCCACAUCCAUUCUCUUCUGCAUCCCAGCCCAAGAAAGACAUCUACACUAAGCUGGCAACGAUGGCAGCUUACCCUCGGUUUCAAGCUGCUUGGAUGCUCUUUUACCGAAGCAGCACCCUUCGUCGAUUAGUGCACGUGUUGCUGUUGCGGCCAGACCCUUCUUACAUGGCAAGGCACUUGAAGCAGCUAGGCGUGGUGGUGGGGGAGCACAGCACGUGGCUCAAGGUGGGCCUGGGUGUAGCUGCCAUCGCCGCCUUCGCACUACUCCUCGCCCGGGCUCUCCGCUCCACUGACAGAUAGUUUCCUCUUUUGGUUCAUUGGAUCUUGAGACUUGCUACUUGGGCUGGGAUGCAGUGGCUCAUAUAAAUAUAGAUUCUUGAGCUUGUUAGUGUGCAGAUGUGCUGCCUAGCAUAUUUAAUAUGCUCUAUUUAUUGCCAUAGCAGGUUUUGUAUAAAGGAAUCUGUACUGUUAAUACAUAAAGUGAAGCAAAAUAUUUUUUUAGGUAAUUGUUAUCAAUAACGGAAAUGCAUGUAUUUUAUAUUAGGCAUCAUUACCUAUAUUCAUGGUUACUUUUAUUUAUGAAUACUGAACAUAAAUAAUAACUUUUGUUACAUUAAAUGUAUUUUGCUCUUCCUCAAUGGAAAUAUUUGUCCAGUUUAUUAUGGUAGCUACUUUCGUCAGGCAAGGGAUAUUUAAAUGUUACGAGACGGGUAAAGAUAUUUUACAUAUAUAUUUUUUCCAUCUUGUGAUUUUUGAUCCAUUUAUUUCACUAAUAUGAAAUGUCAGUAAUUUAUUAUAUUGACUCAAUUAUUUUUCAACAUUGUCAAAGUUUGGCCCACACCUUUUCUGUUCUAAUAUUAGCACAUUCAUGUCUGGAUUUUAAGAAUGAAGUUUAUGAAAAUUAGUAUAAAUUUAAAAAGAUCUGAGAUUGUAAAUUAAAUUUGGGUUGUGGGCUUAUUUAGGACUUAUAGCUAUUCUUUUAGUACUUUUUUCCUUGAUGAUCUAUUGACAAAUGAAAUCCAUAGCUCAGUGAUUAACAAAGCUGCUUUACAUGUCCAUUUUUAUGAUUACAGGAUAAUUAACUAUUGGUGAAUUUGCUGUUUUGUUGAUUUUAAUGUCCUGUCGUUAUUUAUUGCUUGUUUCACUUAUCCCUUGAAGUCUCGGAGGAAAUGUCAAGCUUUGGUCUAGCUCCUGAUCUGUGAGUUUGAUACAACAUAACGCCUAAGAAUAUUUCUGGUAAUGGCUUUCCAAGUCUUUCAAGCACUUCUUCACCCUGCAAACAGAAACCACCUGCAAAUUUCUUGGUCUCUCAUUUCCGUGUCUUCUACAAACUGACAAUUGGGGGAAAUAUGCCUCUUUACUCUAGUACUCAUGAAAUUUCUCAAAUCAUACUGCCAGCCAACAUUAAAUAAGGUACACUGUACUUGUAUAAGGGUUUUUCAAAGGAACCUCAAGUGUAAAUUUUGUUAGGUAAGAUGUGCAAGUGUUGGAAUAUUACAAAAAUGUAUGUGUUUCAAAGUUAUUUAUGUAUUAUAAAACAUGUGAUUGAGGGGAAGCAUAGGCAUGGAAUUUGUAUUCUCAUAUUGAGGAGGAGGGAGGUCAUGUAAUCAACUUAUUGUACAUAUGAUUUCUAAACAAUAUAUUACAAUCAUAAAAUUAA